CGACCGGCAUUUCCCGGUUUUGGCAACUUCCCAUUCCAAUACCCACCGAGUUUUCCGUCACAACUCGUCCCUCAAAAAAACCUCCUCUCAAAGAAAUAAAGAAAAAGGAAACACAAAACAAAAACAAAAAUAAUAAUAAAGGAAGAGAGGUCUCUGUAGAUUCAGGGGAGAGAUAGGAUCUCCCGCAAAACUGAGUUAGGAUUUGCAGAGAAGGAAACAAAGAGACAUCCGAUUUCCUCUUUCUCUGCAAAACCCCAAGCUCAGAAAUCUUUUCUCUCGUAAUGCCCUCAACAUCGCAACCGGUCUUCGUAACAUACGACGCCCACGAUGACAUCCACGAUGCCGUGUUUGCGAAGAAGGGCUGCUGCUUCUCCGCCGCUGGAUCUGUCUGGUGGGAGCGCAUUAAAACCGUCGAUUGUGGAAACCGGGAGCCGCACGAGCGGUGGUGGAUACGGGGUUGGAGAAAGCUGCGGGAAUUCUCGGAGCUGGUGGUAGGGCCAAAGUGGAAGACGUUCAUCCGUCGGCUCAGCCGGAACCCUAAUUGCUUUUGCGGCGGCAGAGGAGGAGGCGGUGAUUGGUUUACCUUUGGUGGAGGCAGAGGGCAAGGGAAAUUCCGCUACGAUCCGUGUAGUUACGCUCUGAACUUCGAUGAGGGGAGACACAAUCAUCAUUACGACGAGGGCCUGGCGCUGCGGGAUUUCUCUUCCAGGUAUGCUUCGCUACCGUCCUCUGCCAAAUGCUCCAUGGAUCUCGGCAAGGACGCGCCACUCUUCACGUGAUUAAAACGGCAGCGUUUGGCUUUAGCUUGGAGAAGAAGAAGAAGAAGGUGGAGAUGACGGGUUCGAUGAUCGAUAGAAUGGAGGCGUUUCUUUUUCUUUUUAUUUUUAUUUUUAUUUUUUCAAUUGUUAUAUUCUUUUAAUUAAAUUAAGAAAUUAUGUAGAGAAGAAAUACAGAUUAAGCGACAAAAGAAGAAGGAAGGAAA
Carica papaya (papaya) is the source of this 982-nucleotide messenger RNA. RefSeq lists its product as uncharacterized. Lineage: Eukaryota; Viridiplantae; Streptophyta; Magnoliopsida; Brassicales; Caricaceae. The record is from RefSeq and is a predicted model, not a curated record.